AUGUCGUACUGGAGCUCUGCCGCCCUUCUGCAAAUGCAGUUACCAAAAAAAUCUCUUCUGUCUUGCAGCGGCAAGUUGGUUUCACCCAAGUGGAAGAAUUUCAAAGGUUUGAAGCUUCAGUGCAGGGACAAAAUCCGGCUCAACAACGCCAUCUGGAGGGCGUGGUAUAUCCAGUAUCUAGAGAAGCGGAAGAACCCCGUCUGCCAUUUUGUGACUCCCUUGGAUGGUUCCAUGGAGGUGGACGAGCACCGUCGCCCUGAGGCUAUCGCAACAGAAGGGAAAUACUGGAAACGGCGAAUAGAAAUAGUCAUCAGAGAGUAUCACAAGUGGAGGACCUAUUUUAAGAAAAGGUUGCAGAAACACAAAGAUGAAGACCUCUCCAUCUUGGUUCGGGAUGACGACAUGUUACUGUGGCAUAAGGACACGUAUGGCCGGGAGACUCCUGUCCCCAUGGAACUGGACUCCUUCUUCUCUACAGACAUGCUCAUGUCGGAACUGCCGGACACCCUCUUCUCCACGCUGUCUUCUCACCAGCCGGUUUCCUGGCCGAAUCCCAGGGAGAUAGCUCACUUAGGAAACGCCGACAUGAUUCAGCCGGGACUUAGUCCUCUCCAGCCCAAUUGCAUGGAUACUUUUGAAUUUUUUCAGGAUCUUUUCUCCUCCAACCGUUCCAAUAAUUAUCCCAUCCCCACGGUUCCUGCUCCCAGUCCCAUCAUGGCAGACACCUGCAGCCAUCCUUCCCAGACUGCAGGGCUGUCCUCGGGGCCUUUGGCCAACCCGCUCCCGCCUGUGAACCUCAGCGAAGGGCUCGUUGGCGCUACAGUGCCUGCCUCCACCAUUCCCGGCAUGGCCGAUGUCGGCGCUGACCUGGGCCUGAGGACCGGAGGCCCCUUCCUGCAGACGCCAGGUUUCACCGCCGAGCCGCCCCUGAGCGGGCCGCAGCCGUUCCUGCCUUCGUUCCCGGCCCUGGUGCCGCUGCUCCAGCCCUCGCAGCAGGGCGCCUUGCCGCUGGACACUGGGAUGCCCUCUCAGGUGCCCUUGUUUGCGUCACUGGAGGCCCCGAAGCUGGGGCUCAGCAAAUCCUCCGUCAUCACCCACACGGCCUCCGCCACCCCCACGCACAACGUUCCCGCCACCACCUUCAGCCACAGCCAGAGCGGCCUCCUGGGCACCCAGCAGCCAGGGGCGUGCGUGCCUUGCAACCUGACUCUCCAGACUGCGGUCGCGCAGGGGCAGCCUCUGCUGCAGCCCCAGGGCACCUUUGCGCUCCCCUUGGCCAGCGCCAGGACUCGGCCCAAAAAGCCACAGAAGCUGGUGCCUGCUCCAAAGCCGGAAACUGUGUCCUUAGUGCUGAAGAGCGCCUUCCUCGCCCCAGCUGCCUUCCAGGGACAGGCCAGAGCUGUGAUUGUCACUCCAGCCCCCCUGAAGAGAGAGAGCGUUUUGGCCCCACGGAUCUCCCAGCCCAGCGUGGUCAUUGCCCCAUCGGGACUGGCCAGAGCACCCCAAGCGACCGAAUUCCACGGCAGCAUUCUGCUCAGCCCGGGCCAGCCGUCUCCGAGCCCCCAGCCCGGCCCCGCCAUCAUCCCACAUCUCUUCUCUCCCAGUGCCAGGCAGGAGGCGUUGGUGAAAGGCGAGCAGGCCCUCCCCCGCACGGCCUGCCCCCAGGUCCCCUCGCCUGUCCCCAGCAGAGACUGCCAGCCGUCGGGGCAGGCGUCCCCUUGCGCCUCCGAGCACAGUCCCAGUCCUCAGUCCCCCCAGAACAGCUGCUCAGGGAAGACCAUGGCUGACCCUCAGGUGACCGCUUUUAAGACCCGGCGGAUGAAGCAUAUUUCGGCAGAACAGAAGCGGAGGUUUAAUAUCAAGAUUGGCUUUAGCACCCUGAAUUCCCUGGUGUCGAUCAACUCUAAAUCAUUCAGCCACGCCCUCACCCUCCAGAAGACGGUGGAGUACAUUGCAAAGCUGCAGCAGGAAAGAUCUCAGGUCCAGGAGGAAGCCAAGCGCCUCCGGGAAGAAAUCGAGGAACUGAACUCUACCAUCAUCUCCUGUCAGCAGCAGCUCCCCGCCACCGGCGUCCCCAUCACGCGGCAGAGGUUUGACCAGAUGCGGAGCAUGUUUGAGGAAUACGUCCGAAGCAGGACCCUGCAGAAUUGGAAGUUCUGGAUUUUCAGCAUCAUCAUCAAGCCCUUGUUUGAGACGUUCAAUGGGAUGGUGUCCACGACCAGCUUAGAGGACCUGAACCAGACAGCCCUGGCCUGGGUGGACCAGCACUGCUCACUGCCUGUUCUGAGGCCAAUGGUUCUGAACACCCUCCGACACCUGAGCGUCACCACCUCCAUCCUCUCCGACCCGUCCCGGUUGCCCGAGCAGGCCGCCAAGGCCGCCAGCAAGAUGAACCAAACAGCUGGAGAAACCUAACCAAACCUUAUCCAAAGAGGGCAGCGCAAGCUCCUGAAGCCCGAGAGGGCGGGCGACCGAGCCUCACAAGACCUCAGAACUUCCUCGCAGUCCGUUUGCUGUGGGACCUCGGCCACCAGGCUGUGGGGGGCGUGGCGGGGGGGCUGGAGCCGAGGGACGAUCCUUCGAUGCCGUGCUUAAGGGGUUCAGUCACACAGGAAAGCCGACUCAGGUAAAUAAGCAGGCCAAACGCCUGCUCCAGCAAUAGAAGCACUCCUUCAAUGCAACAUCACACAAAUCUAUGCAGCACCGGCAUUUAUGCAACGUGACCUCAAACACCAGAGAUGGACAGAGGCAGCAGAGACGAGACCACCACGAGGGGCAGUGGCGUCAAAAGGGAAACAGAUGUUCGGAUUCGUGAACUGUAAAAAGGCUUUCCUUUUUCCUUUCUUCUUCUCUUCCGUUCCCCAGUUCUUGGUUUCCUCCUCAGGGAAAAUGGAAGGCCGGGAUUCAAAGACCUGCCUUCCCCAAGUAGAAGCCGGGCUUGUUUUUGAGCAGCGGGUCUCUUCCUUCUUGACCUUGCCCGUCGGCAGCCUGUGACGUAACACAGGAAAGGGCCGAGGGUGGGGAACGUGUCAGAAAUUUCACGGGACGCCCAAAAGCCUUCAGGGAGAGGCACCAGGAGACCCUGGUGAAGGACUUCAGUGGGAAAUACAUCCAUAACCAAAAGGAGCAAUGGAACAUCUCCUCAGCAGUACAGAAGUACACCAGUGAGAGUGAAUUCAUCCUCCUGACCGCCCCCCCUUUUUAAAUGAGAUCUUAGUACAAACUAUUACUUCAGGAAUAGCUUUGCUUUUGUGGCACUGGAGUAUCUGGUGCAUGAUGUCCUCCUCCUGUUAACUCCCAGUGAUUAGCUCAGGACAAGCUUGGCCGAAGUGGGAAGCGUGUCUCUUAACAGCGGCACCAUUUUGUCUUCUUUCUUUUUUAAAAACAAUGCCUUUUCACUCUCCUGAAGGGUUAUGCUUUUAGGCAGGCUUUCCUUACGCGAUUACAGUCAACUGCGCAGAGUCGUCCACAAAAACGACUGGGCUUCAUAAGUAGACUUGUACUAGUCUUCCCACGCUUACCUGUACUGGCACGCUAGCAACCCGGGGCGUGAACCGAGUUUGCGGCAUUCCCCCACCGUGAUUCUUACUCGGCACGGGUGACGGGUGGGCCGUGCGCCGGCAUGCGCUGCAAAGCUCCCCCGCUGAGAGCCUAUCUGGACGGGCGACUCAACGGCAUUGGCUGUGGUCACCUUUGGAAACGGUCCCAGAAGCACGAUAGGUUCUGGUUGGUGGCAGCGCUUCUUCCCGUCUCCUCCGCAGAAGCCGUGCAUCCAGUCCCUUAACCACAGGGUCAUUUCAGACCCGGGUUUCAAAUCCUGAUCAACAUUAGUCAUGAGUAAGAUCUGCCCAAACGUAAGCCUUACUGAUGGUUAAGACCAGUGCAGGAAAUUAGCUGGGGGACAUGCGGACUCCACAGCCUGCUCCCGAACAGUUCAUCAGAAAUACCAGAAGAGUUCAGCAGCAGCUAAUCCUGCAACAUGCAUUUGGCCCCCAUUCCUUGAACCCUGUUUCCAGCCCUGUCCCAUUAAUACAGCUGGCUUCUUUUGAGCAGUCGUGAUCUGCAUGCCUAGCAGUAUCCGUUUCAGAAGGACCGCCUUGUAUCACAACAAACUCCCUCCUGGAGGAGUCCUCCUGCCCCGCCCCAGGAAUGGCCUGGUCGCCGUGAACCAAGCUUGUUCCCCCGCCUGAAUUACGACAAUUAUUGUGCACCCUCCACUAACACUUUGCCCUUGUUUCGCAACGGCGAGGUGUUGGCUGACCGUUGUCGGAGAGCUGAACAAGCCAGACGAGCUUCCUUUUUGCUCCAGCGAGCUCAGCAAUAACCCCUUGUUUCUUAAUCGACAGGACUGGCGCAAGAAGGGGCAGGACUGACAGAACUCCCCCAUCGUGUCUGUCGGCUCUGCCGUGCAGAUUCAGUUUUCUCAGGGCGGCCUUGGCAGGAUAUUGAGUCUGCCUGUUUUUUGCUUUAAACCCACAGAUUUUCUACUCAAACGGGCAUUAGAAGUUGGAACCCUUGGGAAGAGCGAGAAGCGCAGCCAUAAUCAUGCCUUGCGCUGACACUCAGUCAUGCUGGAUGGGAACAGCAGUAGCCAGCAUGUUCAGCGGGUGGUGGUGGUGGAGGGGGCCAGUCCCUUCAAGCGGCCCAACAGGCCAGAGUGUUCCCCCGGGGCUUUAGUGGCCUGAAAGCACAGGCUGAAAAUACAACUGGCCCAUGCCCCCACCGCCACCACUCCCCCUGGGACCCGUAAAGUUGCCCCCAAGGCAGGCCGGUAGCUACAGUUGGGCAUGUCGGGGCCUGCCCCCCUGACUUUCUGCCAAGCCCCCCCCCCCGGAAAUUCCUUUCCGCCCAGGGCCCCCCAACUCUCUGGCAAGAUGUGGUGGCUGCCACAAACGUCCCGCUCUGCUGCCGGGGCCAUCGGUUCCCCUUGCCUUCCACCUUUCCGGCGCUUUCUCUCCCCACUCCUACCCCUGCCCUCCCCCUCAUCCUGGUAGCACCCUCCAGAGCAUCUUUUCUGCAGUGGGGAAAGGCGAGCGGGCAGGCCAGCAGCCGGGGUGGGUGGAGGGAAACACCAGGAAGGAGGCACAAGGCGCCAAAGCUCACGGCCAGGUGGAGGGCGCCACCGGCACCGCCAGACCCGAGAGCACCGAGAAGCCAGUAAUUGAAUUAGUCUUAAUCAAAUUAGCCAGUGCCCCCUGAGACAUCAAAAUGCCCCCUGACUUAGAAAUUCCUGGCUACGGGCCCACCCCAAGGUCCUGCAUUCUCGUAGGUUCUGUCAGGAGGGGGACUCACACAGAAUCGGGGCACCAGCUGGACUGAAGCCAUGGGCUGCCCCACAGCCGUUCCCGGGUGGGACAGUCCAGUUGUUUAGGACCACCACGGCCUGCCCUUGAUGGUCCCGAAGACCCAACGGUCAUUUCACUUCCACAGCUCAGAAUGCUUUUUCCUCCAACGCUGGCAGCUGCUGCAGGUUUUCUGGAAGAUACCUGCAGAAUAUUCCACCGAGAGCCGCUAAAUGCACUAAGGGCAUCAAUGCAGCUGCUGCCUCUGGUCCUACCUGGGGGCCUUCAGUUCUCCCGCUGCCCCAGUUCUCCCGCUUGAGUAGGGGUGGCUCCAGAAACUGGCAGGAUUUGUACAGAGCCCAGAGAGAGAGAAGAGCUCUCUGACUAAACUUUUCUCUUCCGGGUCUCUCUGUCUUUCUGUCCCAUUGACCCAACCAAGCGAGGGAGGUAUUCCCCAGGGUUAAUGAGCUAAAAGAAGCGCUGCUGAUGUGACACUGCGGGGUACGGACAGAUACCAAGGCAGGCGAAACGGCUUCCAAACAACGUCCAGUCUGCUUUUAAAGUAGAGAAGAGCAAGAGUCCAGUAGGACCUUAAAAGACUAACAACAUCUGUUGGCAGAGGGGAUGAGCUUUCAUGAGUCGCUGUUCACGUCUUCAGUGAGUCACAAAAGCCCCUCCCCUGCCACAAAUGUUGUUCAUCUUCGAGGUC
Gekko japonicus is the source of this 5991-nucleotide messenger RNA. RefSeq names its product MLX interacting protein (gene MLXIP). The record is from RefSeq and is a predicted model, not a curated record. Lineage: Eukaryota; Metazoa; Chordata; Lepidosauria; Squamata; Gekkonidae. Gene Ontology annotation, cellular component: nucleus. Gene Ontology annotation, biological process: regulation of transcription by RNA polymerase II. Gene Ontology annotation, molecular function: DNA-binding transcription factor activity, RNA polymerase II-specific; RNA polymerase II cis-regulatory region sequence-specific DNA binding; protein dimerization activity. The transcript has 16 exons. Bases 1 to 2415 code for a protein of 804 amino acids.